Molecule: messenger RNA, 1529 nt
Organism: Colossoma macropomum (tambaqui)
Lineage: Eukaryota; Metazoa; Chordata; Actinopteri; Characiformes; Serrasalmidae
Product: RLA class II histocompatibility antigen, DP alpha-1 chain-like
Exons: 4
Coding region: 9-755 (248 amino acids)
Biological process (GO): immune response; positive regulation of T cell activation; peptide antigen assembly with MHC class II protein complex
Cellular component (GO): membrane; MHC class II protein complex
Molecular function (GO): MHC class II protein complex binding
Source: RefSeq, a predicted model, not a curated record
UCUCACUCAUGUAUGAGUUUGUUUCCUCUACGCUGAUCAAGAUGAAGCUGUGUUUGAUUCUCGUCUGUGCAGCUCUUCAAUACACAGAGGCUAAAAUUCAGCACACGGACAUUGCAGUAGAUCUGUGCUCUGAUACAGAUGAAGAUAAAGAGAAAAUAUUUGGGCUGGAUGGAGAAGAAAUGUGGCACGCUGACUUCAGUCAGGGGAAAGGAGUGAUGACCCUGCCAGAGUUUGCAGAUCCUUUCUCCUAUGAAGAAGGAGCCUAUGAGGGGGCUGUUACUAAUCAGGAAAUUUGCAAAAAAAACUUAGGCAUUGCUGCAAAAAGUUACAAUUACCCUGCAGAACCAAAGGAUGCCCCCCAAAGCUCAGUCUACUCCAAGCACAAAGUACAGCUGGGCUCUAAAAACACCCUCAUCUGUCACAUCACUGGAUUCUACCCUCCUCAUGCCAGAGUGUCGUGGACUAAGAGCAAUGUAAAAGUAACAAAUGGAGUUAGUUUUAGCAGAUAUUAUCCAACCAGUGAUGGAACCUUCAACCUGGUCUCCACCUUGAGCUUCACUCCAGAGGAGGGUGACAUCUACACUUGCACUGUGGAGCACACAGCCCUGGACAGACCACUGACCAAAACAUGGGAUGUGCAGGUGGCUCUGCCCAGUGUGGGUCCGUCUGUGUUCUGUGGAGUGGGUCUGGCUGCAGGACUGCUGGGAGUCGCUGCUGGAACUUUCUUCCUCGUCAAAGGAAACAACUGUAACUGAGAGUCUGACCACCUGCAGAUCAUUUGUGAUUUUUGUUCUUUUACUUUGCAUUUUGUAAUUUUUUCGUUAAUGUAAUUUUUGGUUUAAAUGUUGCAUUGUGUGUCUUCAAGCCUUUGCAAGUCCACUGAAACUAAAUUACUGUUAUAUUCUUACAUAUUGUGAUGUUCUACUCAAAAAAUGCUAUGCUCUUAUAUUGUGAUGACCUAAAAUUAUUUAGUUAACUAAUGUAGAGUGUAAUUUAGUAAACCAUCUGCACAGUUUUAUAAUAAUCUAUUUGCUUCAAACCAGUUUUUCUAUAAGCUGAUUAUUGGAAUGAAACCUGCAGGUAAUUACAGUGUAAAGCAAACCAAAUUUCUAUUUCAAAUAUUAAUAAUUAGAGAUUAGUGUAAGAUAAAAAUAAAAUGUAAUUAGACAGUUGUUUCAAAUCAAGACUAAAGGCCAUCUUUAUUUUCAUUGUACGUAAUUUUGUUAUUGGGUAAUAAGUAAAAUAUCAUGGUGUGCUUGCAGCUAAAAAUGUGAGAACUGGGAAACAAGAUUUGAUAUCAGAUUUCACUUCUCAUUUUCAGUAAUUUGGACAUUACACAUUAUGGAGUCUUACUUGAACACUGAUUAAUGAUCAGGCCAUCAUAAGUGGAGUGUAAUUCAAGGAAGGGACAUCUUGAUCAUGUAAAAAGUGAAGAAUUGUGAGAAAUACAUGAAACUACAUAAAACAUAUGAGUAUAUAAAAGAAUAUAAAUGGAGAUCCUGCUUUAUUAAAACACAGAAAGCCUUACA